Molecule: messenger RNA, 468 nt
Organism: Striga asiatica
Lineage: Eukaryota; Viridiplantae; Streptophyta; Magnoliopsida; Lamiales; Orobanchaceae
Source: the annotation of a GenBank genome assembly
AUGGCUUGUUUUCAAGGUAAGUUUCUCAUCUCGGGCAAUUCAAUUCAAAAGGAUAUAGAAGCUCUUAGCAAGAAGGAAAGGAUGCCAGUUGCUAUUGAAUGCGGUCUUACAGACUUGCCAAUCUUUCAAAAGACGGUAGACGGAGUUCCGGCUUUGGAUCGUUCAACCCUUGGUUCUCUUUCAGAUCCUUCGUUGGCUUAUUCGAAGGCUAGACAGAGAAUACACACCGGAGUGACUUACUAUAGGGCAGUGGAUAAUGACCUUCGAUUUCACUUGGUUUUGAUUCAAGAAUUGGUAAAAGGUGGGGAAGGAAUUGAACCUUCUGCUAAUAAGGAGUCUGGGCAAUUAUCAUCGCGCCUUCCACCUCCUUGGAAUAGGAAACCGAAAGAAGGCAAGAAAGAUUCCAAUCCAAAGAAUCUCUUGUCCAGGAUGCUUGGGGUCCUACGAGUGGCGAUAUUGUAUCUCUAG